AUGGAUCAUGAUGAGGUGUGGACGGAGCUGGACCAAAUUUCUAUGCGGCUUCAGGAGGAUGGCUUACCUCCUGCAGCCAGUGCGGAGGAGCGGCAGCGUCAUCUGUGGCAGCAGCUGCUCAGAAGUGAGGCGAAGCUUCAGUCAGCUGCCCAGGAGCUGCAGGCUUUACGUACCCAGCAGGCCAAUGAGAUGAAGGAGGUGGAGAGCUAUGUUGCACACAUUCGUGGGCUGUUGGAAGAGCGUGAAUGUCUGACUGCAGACUAUGAGAGAGACAAUGAACACUUGCGACAUGAGCUUCACCAGAUCAGACAACAACAAGAGAGUCAGAGCAAAGAGCUGGCAGAGAUGCUGGCUCAGGAGGACCUUGGGGAGAUGGGCUUGAGCAGCCCCAGUGAGCAGGUGGCUUACUUGCUGGUGGAGAGGGCCACACUGCUGGAAAGGCUGGAGGCUGCUGAAAGGAGACUGGAAAGUCAGAGCCUCACUGGCAAUUUGAGGGAGGGCCACCACCAGGAGCAUAUUCACCACAUGAUGGAGGAGGAGCUAAGGCAGCAAAGGGACAAUAUACAGAAAAGCAUAGAUAACAUGACAAAGCAGUGUGCAUCCCAGAGUCCAUGGAAGAAGCUGUUUGGGCUGCGCAGGUCUGGUCAGAGCAAACACAAUAUUACCCCUGCCCACAGUGAGGAGAUAUCCCAGGAGCGAAAUGAGCGCCAGCGGCUGGAGCGGGACCUGGAAGAGGCGUCUAGGCGGCUGGCAAUGGCUCAUCAGGAUAUCCGCAGACUCACCAAUGAGCUGGAUGUUGCCAAAAACAACAACCUAGAUUCAAGUGGAUCUGGGAUUCAGGGAAUGGUCCAAGAAGUAGAAAACCUGAGGAGGGAAGUGGACAAACUGAAAAACUGUGAUAUGAUGAAGCUGCAGCGGGCCAAAGAGCAAAAUGACAGACUAGAUGCUGAGAACAGAGCUCUGAGAGAGAGAGUGCGCACUGUAGAAUCUGAGAAGAAAAACCUCCAGGAACAGUUGGCAAUAAAUGUUGCAGACCAAGAUGUAGUAGCUGAAGAGGAUCGAAAGGACAAGGGCAUUAGCAGCGAACCCCAAAACAAUCUUUCUGCCUUGUCAGCUCAAGAAAAAGAUCAUAUUCACAAACGGUGUCACGAGGCGAUGGAAGAUGGGCUUGUUCAGGUAAGGGAGUUGCAACGACAGCUCCAAAGGCUACGCAAGGAACAGGAAGAGCUGGAGGAGAGGAACGAGGAGCUGGAGGCCCUGCUGGGGGAGGCCCAGAACGCCAGCAAGGAGGAGGGUCAUCGCCAUGAGGGAGAACUGGAGGGACUGCAUAGGAGGAUCAAAAGCCUGGAGGCAGAGCUGAAGAAGCAGGAUGCCCAUGAAAAAAUGAUAAAGAAUGGAGAAGAGGUCAAAGCCACCGAGUCCUACUUACAGGACAACAGCCAGGAGAGACUGGCUCUGCUAGAGGCACGGCUGACUGAAGAGAAGGACUGGAGGAAACAGUUGGAGAUUGACCUCAAUGCUGCCCAGGCUGCCCUCAAAAAAGACAAAGAGGCUUUGCAGAUAGGUGAACGAGAGCUGAAGAAGCUGAGACUGGAAGUUAACAGCCUUCAGACAGAAUGCCAACAAGGGAAAACGCUCAUCAAGAGCCUCACCCAAGUCAAAGGGGAAAAAGCUGUUCUGGAGGAAAAGGUGGCCCAGAUGGAGCGCACCCACAGCCGACUCCAGAGUGAGCUAGAGCGCUAUAAGGACAGUAACCGGACCCAGCAGGACCGGAAGGAAAGCAGGCUUCAUGUUGACCAGCUGCAGGAGCAGGCUGACCGCCUGACUGCUGAACUCAGCAGCCUCCAGACAGCACACAACACACUGAGGGAUGAAAUGGUUUCUGAGCGGCUGCAGACUGCCGAGCUCCAAGCCAAGCUGAGCUCCAGUGUCCAGGAGAAGCUGGCAGCUGAGGGAGAAAGAGAAAGACUGGAGAUUGAGAUACAGCACCUCAACAAGCAGCUCAAGAGCCAUCAAGAGCAGUUCUCCUUCACAAAGGAAGCACUUAGUAGCAGCCAGAAGCUUGAACUGGAUACAACUCACAUAGAAUCUAGGUUUAGUCCUGUGGAGAGUACCAAGGAUGAAAGCUUGGAUCAGCUUUCAUGCCUGAAACAGGAGCUGAAUCAUCUGCAGACCAAGCUGGAGGAGGAGCAGCAGCUGGCCUUUCAGCACCAGCUGGCCCUGCAGGCUCAGGUCAAUGAAGCCCAGGCACGCGUCAAGUCCCAGGACUCAGUGCUGAGCCAGAAGGCAGAGGAGGCUAAACAGAUGAAACAGGACCUGCAGAGGGCCCAGAGCCUGUUCACCUCAGCAGAGAGAGAGCUGCGCUACGAGAAAGAGAGGAACAUGGACAUGAAGAGGCACAAUACCCUGCUGGACCAGGAAAAGCUCAAGCUUUGUGCAGAGCUGAAGCAGGUCCAGACCAAGCUGGUCCAGGUGGAGCAGACUGUCCACACUCAGGUGGCUGAGAGUGAAAGUCAGCAGCAGAAAAUCAGGGAACUGGAGCUGGAACUGGCACGUAACUCCACAUAUCGCAGCGCCACCACAAGUUUGCAGGAGGACCUGCAGGCUGAGAGGGCGCGGCUCAUUGCUGCUGACAAGAAGGUGUUGGAGCUGCAGCAGCAGCUUAAGAAUGCCCAGCACCAGCUGCGUGUGGAGGAAGCACGGGCCGGUGAGAGCAGCCGCCUGGAGCGGGACAGCAGGGAUCUGUCUGACACCUUGUCAGCCCUGAGAGCCCAGCAGCAGGAGGAGCACAUCACCAGGAAGCUGUUAGAGCAGCGUGAGGAGGAGCUGCUACAGCAGGUGCGCUCCCUGAGGCUGAAGGAGGCCUCCCUGACCAGGACCAACACAGAGAUUAGCCACCGUGCCCAGCAGCUAGACACCCGUCUGGCCAUCCUGGAGGCUGAGCUCAGGAAGGCCAGAGAGGAGGUGAGAGAUGGCCAGAAGUGCAGCCACAGACUGCAGGAGGAGCUGGCGGCCAGUCAACAGGAGUGUGACAGACUUCAGGCGGAGCUGCAGCAGGUUCUCCUCCAACAUGACACACACGUUAGAAAGUACAAUGAAAAGCAGAGUCAGCACAAGACUAAGCUGCGUCAGGCCAAGCAGGUCUUUCUCAAGACAACGGCACAGAGGGAUCGAACCAUCCAAAAACUGGAGAACGACCUGUUGCUGGCCUCCAGCCUCUCACACAAGGAGAAGGAAAGGAUCCAAACAGUGAUGGAGGAAAAUGAGAAGCUUUUGGAGGAGAAGAGGGAACUGUUGAGGAAGAUAAGUGAGGCAGAAGAAAUGGGUAGCAAUGGCAUGAGGACUGCCUCAACGGUUCAACACAGGGUCAACGUCUUAGAAGUGGAAAACAGACAGCUACAGGAUCGGACCCUAAAGCUCUCCAAUCAAGUCAGUUCCUUAGAGCGCGCCCUGAGAAACGUCCAGUCGUUCUACAGCCUGGAGAAUGCCAAGAAAGUGCACCACUCUGAAAGUCUCUGUGACGGCGUCCUACAUACAUCUACACUAAGUCUGACAUCAGGUUCCUGUGACCCAUUGGACAUCCUGGACAAAAUCUGCCGGGUGAAAGUGGGUGAGCGAAUGCUGGUGGACGGCACCCGAGCGUCUGUCUCCACACACCAGCUAUCAGAACAGGGUUACCUGAAUCUCACCUCCCCAUUGGCUCCUCCAGAGCCCAGAGGCACAGAGGAGAGCUCUAUUAACAGUGACAAGGUAUGAGA
Seriola dumerili (greater amberjack) is the source of this 3758-nucleotide messenger RNA. It is a transcript of the gene ccdc30, whose product is annotated as coiled-coil domain containing 30. Bases 1 to 3756 code for a protein of 1251 amino acids. The transcript has 27 exons. Lineage: Eukaryota; Metazoa; Chordata; Actinopteri; Carangiformes; Carangidae. The record is from RefSeq and is a predicted model, not a curated record.